Cryptococcus wingfieldii CBS 7118 is the source of this 1005-nucleotide messenger RNA. RefSeq lists its product as hypothetical. NCBI's taxonomy places the organism in Eukaryota, Fungi, Basidiomycota, Tremellomycetes, Tremellales, Cryptococcaceae. Gene Ontology annotation, molecular function: dioxygenase activity. The coding region runs from base 1 to 1005 and encodes 334 amino acids. The transcript has 4 exons. The record is from RefSeq and is a predicted model, not a curated record.
AUGUCUCCAUUGUCUCCUGCUCUGCCCAUCAUAGACCCAGCCCCUUAUCUCUCAACCUCUUCCGGCCCCGCUCAAGUCUCGGCCAAAGCUGCAACAGCCAAGGCUAUCCAUGAAGCAUGUCGCGAUAUAGGCUUCUUCUACAUUCGUGUCCCAGACGACUUUCUCUCGGAUCACGAAACGAAGGAGGUAUUGGAGCUGGGGCGCGAAUUCUUCCAUAGGCCGGAAGAGGAGAAGAUGCGGAUAAGGCUGGAAGAGAGUGAUAAUGUGCGGGGGUAUCAAAAGCUCCAUCAAAACGUGACACAGGGGAAGGCAGACCACCAUGAGGGUCUAGACCUUUACGCUCCGAGCCCUUAUCCCGCAACUUCAUCCAACAAUGGCUUGGCCCUCCGCCCCCUCGAAGGCCCGAACCAAUGGCCCACCAAUCCACCAUCCUUCAAGCCCAGAAUGGAGGAGUGGAUCGACAAGAUGAAAGUCCUUGGACUGGCCGUCAUGCACGCGAUGGCUGACGGGCUGGAUAUGGAUGAGGCCGAGUGGAAAGAGCUGGAGGGGUGUGUGGAUGAUAGCUUUUGGGUGAUGAGAGUCAUCGGAUACCCUCCACUUCCCCAGGGUAUGGAUGGAAUAUCGUGCGGCGAGCAUAAAGAUUACGGCUGCCUCACACUCCUCCACGCCGACCCCAUCCCUGACUCGCUCCAAGUUCUUUCCAAAUCUGGAGAAUGGAUCUCUGCCAAUCCUCUCCCGGGCUGCUUGGUAGUUAACAUCGGAGAAAUGUGGCAGAUCUGGACAGGUGGCCUUUAUCCUGCUACGCUGCAUCGGGUCGUCCACAAGUCCCCGACUUAUCGGGUGUCAGUGCCAUUCUUCUUUGAGCCCAACUUUGAUUGCAGAGUCAAAUUCCUGGAGGCCGCAAAGAUAAAGAUUGCAAAGGAAGGACGAGAGGCAGAGCCGGUGGAAGAAGUGGUGUAUGGGGACUUUUUGUUGGGCAAGGUCAGCGGCAACUUCAAGUAUUGA